Cydia fagiglandana is the source of this 8655-nucleotide messenger RNA. RefSeq lists its product as uncharacterized. The record is from RefSeq and is a predicted model, not a curated record. Gene Ontology annotation, cellular component: site of double-strand break; nucleus. The transcript has 8 exons. Gene Ontology annotation, molecular function: nucleosome binding; metal ion binding; ubiquitin-protein transferase activity. Gene Ontology annotation, biological process: double-strand break repair. The coding region runs from base 2 to 1870 and encodes 622 amino acids. NCBI's taxonomy places the organism in Eukaryota, Metazoa, Arthropoda, Insecta, Lepidoptera, Tortricidae.
AAUGGCGGCCAAGUCAAAGAAUAGACUCGUCAAAACUCAGAAUAAUUUAUUGGAAUAUGAUAAAAUUCAACUGAGAGAUGUUAUUUGCUCUAUUUGUCAGUCCAUUCUCAUGGAACCUGUGACAUUACCAUGCUUUCAUAACUUUUGCCAGAGCUGCUUUAAAAGUAGCAUAGAAAACAAUGCUUUGUGUUGUCCCCUAUGUCGGUUGCGAAUAGGUUCAUGGCUAAGAACCACAACAAAAGAAAAUAAAAUAGUUAAUAUUAAGCUUUGGGACGUAAUUAAAACGAAAUUUGCGAAUGAAGUGAAUAUUAAACUACAAGGUGAAGAUUUAAACUUAAGUCAAGAUCAAUCCACUGUAUGUCUCAGUGCACCUGGUGAAAUAAGAGCAGAGUAUGAGGCAGAACUUAAGAGACUGCAAGCAGAGCGCUUACAGCAGGAGCAGAAGCAACUUGAAGAAACCACAAUUCUUAUAAAGAAGAUCCAGGAAGAAGAGGAUGAAACCCAUAAGAAGUAUCUAGGAAUCAUAAAGCAAGAUGAAAUAUUGGCCAAAAAAGUACAAGAAGAAAAUAAUAAAGAACAUAGUAAAAGAGUGGCCCCUGCUAAUAGACACCGUCAUACAUUGGCUCCUGCUAAACCCAGAUUAAAAACAGCAAAAAUAGAAGCAUUUUUAACUAAGACAUCUACAAGUUACAAAGUUAACCCACUGUUAAUUGAUGACAGCACUAACAGCAGCAACGGUUCAGAUUACGCACCAACUAAAAGCGAAACUCGGGGAUCUCCUGAAAUGGUGCCCAGUUAUAGCAAAUUUCUCAAAAAUAUCCUAGAUAAGAAAAUUAGAAAUAUUUCUGGAAUUUGGAAUAAAGAGAAUGGCGACAGUAAAACAAAGAAAACCGACGUACUACCUCACGCAAAUCACUCAAUUUCUACUGAUGAAAAAGAUCCAGCUAAAACACUGAAUGCAACACAGUCUUUACCUGUAUCGUUGCCGUACACCGGGAUACUCCAACAUAAAAUUAAUACUUUGGAUAAAUGCAGUGUGGCGAGCGGCAGUGUUGACUCUAUGAGGCAAGAGCUCUGUUAUUUUAAGCCGGUGCAAGGAACAACGGCGACGAGUUACAAUGCGAAGAGGGGGUUUCCGCUACGUGUGCCCGUAAUUCGCCUGGAGAGACCAGAGACCGCGCUGGUUCACAAAGAACCACCCACCCAAAUGCAGUAUGUUGAAGGCCUGUGUCUCUUGCGCAACCACUCCCUGGAGCAUAACUUGCCCUCUGCAUUUGUCAUAGCACUCACUAAGGGUGUUACAAACCAGUCGGAAACGAAGGCAAAGGAAAGUACGACGGGAAAUUCCGUUUCUGAAGCAGUAACUAGAAGAAAUAUAGCGAGUAAAAGUAAAAACUGCAUUCAAGUCGAUGGCAUCGAUAAACUGAACAAAGAAACAAGGUUGCGACGCACAAGGUCUAUGGGAAGUAUUUCGAAAGCUGAAAAUGAAACAACACCUAAAAAGGCCAAAGCGAAAGCCAGACAAGCGGUUUCUGAAAGAAAACCGUACUUGAGAAGCGAAUCUAAGAAAAAUAGUGCUAAGAAAGAACGAAAUAGCCCACCAUUCAAUUCAGACUCUGUAAAUAACAAUAAAGUCAAUUUAGCCGUAAAGAAUUUGUCUAGUCCAUUGCAGCAUUGCGAUGUUAAAAAAAUAUUUGAAGAACAACUGAGGAUUGUGAAACAGAUGGAGCAGGAAAAGAAGGAUUUAGAGUUGGCUCGCAAAAUGGACGCGGAGCUGAACCGGCGCAUGCUGCGGCGCGCGCCCGCCGCCGACAAGCGCGCGCUGCCGCCGCAGUACGCGCUGCGCCCGCCCAAGAAACUCAAGGUUUAAUCACAAUCUUAUUAUUUCCUAACUUACUAUCGUUCUCGCUUAUUAUUAUGCAAACAUAACUGAUUACUUCAUUGUUUUUAUUUAAGUAGUUUUUUUAAUACAGUUGACUAGAGUUAAACGUCAGAUUUUAACCAAAUGUCUACGGUAUGUUAUUAGAUAUUUUUUGCAAUGUUGAUUUUUCGUAGAAACUUUCAUAUAAAAAAAUCACUAGAUAUACUUACCAUUUAGAACAUAGAAGGUAAAAAACAAAAAAUAACGGAUACGAUAUACAUACAAUGUUGAUUAUUUACUCGUAUCGUAUACCGUCAAUUAUAUUAUUUGGUUGAAAUCUAUCGAGUACCUCCAGGACACAAUGUGUUGACACAGUGUAUUGUAUUAUUUUCGUAUUAAAAUGUCCAGUAAUCAUUACAUUUAUAGUCUGUCCUGUGAACCUGGAAUGUGUACAUGUGCCGUCGCAGCUUAAAACUGAGUAAAUGUAAAUGGCUCUGAAAUUAAAAAGAAAACUAAAAACCUAAUCGACAAAAACAAAGUAUUGUAUGGAGCACUAAAACUCCAUAUAUUUAUCGAGCCUGCACACAAAGUGUCACGAGAUUCGGGUGAUAAAUACGAUGUGCAGACGAGACCGCAACGGCAGACAUACGAAAAAUGUAGGCCCAAACUGAAACGGAGAAGCUUCACCCUCGUCCGGUCACAAGGUCGGUAUUCCUCCAUAUCGUUUACAAGGAAUUAAGAAGAGUGUAGAUUUCUCACUAUAUACCCUUCAUUAUAUCCUUAUCGUCAUUAUAGCCUUAUUCAUAAAUUUCAAAUGCUUCUUUUAGUAAAAUGUGUUUCGUCCUUUUCCAACGAACACAAAUGACAAGAACAAACGAAUUCAAUGACAAUAAGCAGCAAGCACUCAUGAAUACAUUUUUUACACCAAAGUUCACACUACAGACUACAAUUUCUUGCGCCCCUUGUGGGCUCUAAAGUUUGAUUCGAUUACAAUGCUUUUAAAAAGAAUUGUAGUUUCUCGUAAUUUACUUUGAUUCCCGUUUUAUUUAAAUGAUUACAAAUCUUAAGGUCCUAUACAUAUGUAUGUAUUUUAUAUCAGAUAACAUACUGCAUAUAAUUUUCUACCGCUGCAGAAUCAGCGAAAAAAUAUAUUUUUCUAUUGCUUAUUAUUUUUAAGAGUUAUGUAACUGUUUAGAGCUGUGAAUCUUAGUUAAGUGUUAAUAUUUAGUAGCAUACAAUGGAAAGUAAAUACGCACAUAUUUAAUUAGAUCGAUGUCAAAUCUUUUCAGCCGCAUAUUUUCUUUGGAUGUAUUUUUUAUAGACUUAAGGCCCAUUUACAUGGUUCGAGUUUCUCGCCUCGAACGCACGAUUAUCGUAGCACGAGAAAAAAUAUUGUAUCAUGUAAACUAAACAUACGAUAUCGUACUAGAAGGAGCGAUAAUCGCCUCGCCUUUGCUGAUUGGAUGUCUCCGUGUAAACAAAAUUUUAAUGCGAGAAUCGCAUUUCGAGACUUUCGAGUUCAUGUUUUUUGUAGUCCCAAUUUUAUGCGUUUUUUGGGACAUUUAAAAUGUUUUAUUAAUAGCCAAAACGUACAACAAUAUUUUUCUUUUCAUACAGUGUCUUUUGUGAUGUUUGACCAUAGGUACUCUGAUGGGUGAAUUAGGUCAUACUGAACAGCUUAUAGAGUGUGGAGCCAACCCCGAAAUCGCGAACGCGAAACAAAUCUGCUUUUUCCAUAGAAAACAUUGACGUACCUACAUAUUAUAUACAACUCUUCGAAAUUUAUGACAACCUACCUACCUACCAUGUUGUCGUUAUCUCAGUACUUAUAUGUAGUCGUUUCCCGGCAACUUAUUUUUUCUUAAAAGCAACGUCAUGUUAUUUCAGCCAAGAACCAAUAUUAAAAUACUCGUAAAUGCAACUUAAAAUAUAUUAAUUCAAAAUAAUGAGAGAAACAAGAAAUAUUUACUAAGAAUAUUGACAAUAUAGUGAAAAGAUUAGUAACUAAUCACGUAAGUUGACAGGUAAAACUCGUAUAAAAAUCGGUUCGCACCGAUUCGUGCGAUACUCGCACGUACGUGAAAAAAUGUCAUACGAGAACCAGUUUAGACGAGUCGAGAAAUCGUACGCAAAUAUCUCCCUAGAACGCAGCUCCCCGUGUAAACUAUUUCGCCUGGCGAUAAUCUCCAUUCGAGUAUCGCAUGACAUAAUCGUAGGCGAGUUUUUAUUUCUCGCAUGAGUGUAUACAUUUUUAUACGAUAAUCGCCUGACGAUUAUUGCAUACGAUAAUGUCAUACGAUUUCUCGCCCCAAAGCGUGCGAGAAACUCGCACCAUGUAAAUGGGCCUUUAAAGUGGUCAGAGAGGUCUAGCAAACAACCGAUAAAAUCAGCGAAAUGUACAAAGUUACAGAUAUCCACCAAAAUGCUCUGAAGAAAUUAAGUGUAGCUGUAAGACGCUCUGAUAUUGACCCGAGUGAUUAAUGAUUAUAACGUCGGGUGACAAGCAAAAUUCACUAAGUGCUAUCAAAAAAUUAAAGUAACAAUGUACUAUAUUACACUUGUAACACGGUUUAUUGUCUAAUAAUUUCAAUGGUGUUAGUGACUUUCGCUUGUCACCCGACGAUAAACUCACAAGUUAUUUAAACUAGUAAUUUUUAUAAAAAAAAUCGAUAUUGAAUAGCCCGAAUCGAAUCAGCCAAGCGUGUGGCGAUAUCUAUUGUUGGUUAAGACUCAAGUCAUUUGGGUCCUCUGCUUUAUGGCUCCUCUACACGAUGGGCCAACGCCAGCCACACCAAGGGACGCAUUUAUGCGUUAGAGGGAGCAAGUGAUAUUGCUAUCUCAUUCUAGCGCAUGGCUGCGUCCCUUGGAGUGGCCGUCGUUUACAGUUCCGAACAACUGACAGGCCAAUACCGUCCGACGGACUGUUAAUCAGUGGGCCCCUUAAGACUCGACUCAAGUCGAAACUCGAGGUCUAUUCAACUUGUUAGAGACCCGAGUCUUAACUGUAAAUUUUUUAAAUAACUUUAAAUUUAUGGGUUAUGUUACAUACACAAUACAAAAUAAAUAAAUAUUAUAGGAAAAUAUUACACAAAUGUAAGCUCAAUAAGGCUUGUGUUGUAAGAACUUGGAAAACAAUAUAUGUAUAUAAUAUAUAAAUACUUAAAUACAUAGAAAACGCCCAUGACUCAGGUUAGGAACAGUAUUCGUGCUCAUCAGACAAAUAAAUGGCCUUAUAAUAAUUAAAACCCAUGACCAUCGGCUUCAUAGGCAGGGUCACUAUAUCCAUUAGGCCAGACAGGUCGUCCACGCUUAUUUACUUUACUGCUAUCAGUAUUUAGAUAAAACCUACAAAAUUGUUGACGGAGUCUUUAUUCGGAUUCUCAGGCUGCGUAGCCAAGAUGUCAAUCGCUUACGCUCCGUAGCGAUCGAAACGCAAUUGUCACUGUCGCACUAAAUAUGGAAAAGUGAUAGAGAGACAUAAAGCUUUUCGUUGUCGAAGCGAUAGCGAUUGUAACCUUGGCUAGGCCGGCAGGUCCUUUUGAGUUGCGCUUAAAAAGGACGCAAUAAACGACUCGACCCGAGACUCAAGUGGUAUCCAAAUCGGUCGAUUUGAACAGAAAUGAAACUGGCGUCGAUUUCCAAUUUUAGAUUUAUGGUGAUAUUAGUGCCCUCUAAAUUGAAAUAAUGCCCCAGAACGAAACUGGCCUCACAAAUUGGUAUUCUUGCGUCCGCGCCUCAAUUUAUCGGUAAUAUCGGUCAUUAUCGGCGGUUGAAUUCGGCGAGCCAAAUUGGUAUUUGCGUCCGCACCUCCUGAUACGAUCGGGCAAUUGAAUCAGAUUGGCGAAUCUGGAUACGCCUUAAAGACGGAGGAAUCUUGUCCUUUCAGGUUAUUCUACAAAAAGUCAUCCUACACAUUAAAAUAACGUAAGUUUUUAAGCGCAGAGUCUCACAAAACCAAGGACAUUAUUUUCAAAAUAAGACUAGAUUCCUUACCACUACAUUUACGCAUUGCGACACCCUCGGUUAGCGUGUAUUGCUGAAAAAUAAUAUGCAAAGCAUUGUUGUUCCUAAUGUACCUACACCUCGAUAUGAAUUCGACAAUUUAGAAUGCUAUGGACUAUGGAUUAUUUUUUUUAAAGAAGAAAUAAAAUAUAAAUAAAAUCCUGUUAUGCUAUCGUUCACAAUAUUCAUCUCCCUCUGAAUUUAUUCAACAACCAUGGUGGAUAACCACCUUAACCCCUCUAACAAACAUGCAUGUAAUAAAAAAUAUUUGUUUAAAUUUUAACUUUAAUAGCUGUCAAUAGAGUUGAAUAUCUUAUCUGCCAUAUAUCGCAUUGUAUGCGGCAAGUCGUUAUUUUAAAAUGGUGGUCAUUGUUACUAUAGGUAUUGCUAAUGUACCGGUCUCGUGUUAGGAUUGACGGCUGGCCAGCUAAGUGCGAAGCUGCUAUUGAUCGUCGAUUUCAUACAGAGCUUACUUGUCUUCACUUCUUAAGUUUUUCAAUAAGUGUCUAGAUGGAAGAAUGGAUUUAUUGUGUAAACUAAAUAUUCAUGUUACCUUGAGGUGAAUUGUCAAAAUUAUAAUAUUGGUGCGACCGAGAUACACAGAUGUAAAGAACAGAUUAAGAUGUGAUCUUAAAAGUUCGACCAAGGCAUCCUAAUCUUAAGUUGUACGCUUGUUGUUUCACUACAAUUAUUGUGUAAAAAGUAAACAAAUUUUAGGUAUUUGUGGACAAUAUAAUAUGUAAAUCCGUUUUACCGUAUACUUUAUUAGAGUUGUAUUUUGCUGUAGAUAAAUACACUGACUUGAAAUUAAAUACCUCAAAAGUAGGCAGAGUAUCGAAGCAAAUAUUGAAUCCUGGCAUCUAUCUACUCGUAGAUCAAAUUGAUUGUUAUACCGUGUGAUUACGUUUUUGUCUAGCUAUACCUAUUAGAGAGAUGAAGAUGUAAGGCAUACUAGACAACCUAAUUACAAAAAACAUGUAGGCGAAAUGUAUGAAAUAAGUCGCUGAUUUUUAUCAGGAUAUCGAGGUGGGCCUAUUAGUAAAAGUAGUUCAGUCUGUAUGUUCGCCGCACAGCUCAGACUGGAGUCCUUACCAUUAGAAACAACAAAAUUACCAUUACCUAUACAACUUAUUUUACAAAACAAAAUGAGUCAUCUGUGCCAAAUCACAUCUGAACAUGUUCCAGCGCUAUAAUAUGUAAGUAUGCAUCAUAUAGCAUAAUAUGUAUCAUAUAUGAGCCUAUUCGUCUAGGUAUGUCAGUUGUACAAAAGACUGAAGUGUCCCCAUAAACAGGGGUCACGAGCCCCGUAAGCCGUUAUCAGUCGCGAUUAAGCCAUUUGAUUGAUAAUUGUUAUCGAAGUAUGAUAUAAACAAAAUAUUUGUUAUUGUAUUGGACAAGACAUCGGCUUGGAUCUCAUGAAAUUGUGAUUGAACGUGAAUGUUAAAAUAGAAUUAAGAAUUUAGACUUUAGCUUCGAUGUCUUUAUGUAUGGAGUAUAUUAAAUGGUGCUGUUGAAUUCAAUUCUCACUUAGCUUGAUAUUAAGUUAGCUAAAAGAAACCAUAAUGUGUAUAAAGAGGUGUUUACAAACUGCAGUGUAUAUCAUCAUAAACUAGUUUCCAUAACGUAUGUUCAUAGUAAAAUUACUGACUGUCGAUGUCGGUGGUGUUAUAUUAUGCUAGAGUGAGACGACUCAUUCUUCUAUUAACCCCUCAAUUUCCGAAGACUCAAUAACGUGUCAAAAAAAAAAUAUUCCAUUCUAAAUUUAAUACGUAUAACAUUAUACGUUUUAGUCACUCUGAGAGUUGAGGGGUUAACACAGAAUGAAAGCAUGAUUAAAUGUACCGACUUGCUGGAAACACCGACAAUUAAUUCAUUGUAUCUACGGAUAGGACGGACUCUAAAUUAUUAAAAUAUGUAUAAAAAGUUCUUGCACUGGCGUGCAUUUGUAAUUAGUUAAUCUGAGAUCUACCGGGGGGAUAAAACGUCUCGAUAGUUAUGACAUGCUUUUUGAUUUCCUGAAACUUCCGCAUGAAGGGUAACUUUGGCCAUUGAGAUUAUGGCACAUUGUCAUCUGGUUGAUUAGUUAACUGCCAAGUUUUUAUAUUUUUUAUUAGACUCUUAUUAUAAGUCACACGAAAGCGCAGCCAAAAAGCGGCUCCGUGGGAGCUCAAUCAAUCAAUCAAAGUUACGCCCUCAUCAUAAAAUGACACGCUUAAAUUACAUGAAACUUGGUCUUGGCAUUAUCAUAAAAUGUCAAAUUUCAUGUUAUUUCAGAAUGUCGGGAGAGUAACUUCGAUUCUAGAUAUGGCGGCAGCUCUCUGUUAUUAGAAUCAGGCGUUACUUUGCGGAUAUCCAUACUAAUUAAAUUAAAACGAAAAUAUAUUAUAUCUUUACUGAUCCGCGAAAUAACCUUCGAAAUGUGGUUUUCAAGGGCCAAAUUUACCCUAUGGGUUAAAGUACCCCAAACUUAAGGUACUGUUUAGUCCACCCAUCCAUCGCCAGUGGCCCCACUGACGUGUCAUUUUUGUAUUCAAUGAACAUAUUAAGGGCGAAUGUUUUAAAUGUUAGGAACAGGAAAGAUUUUGACUGUACAAUUGGUACUUUUCCGAAGGUUAACUAAAAAUCUAUAUUUGUAUGGUUUUCAAGAAAAAGAUUCCAUACCUAUUGGUGCCAGCUGGUGCCAGCUGGUGCCAGCGCAGCACUACUGGCAUGGAACUUUUUCCUCGAAACGUUACAAUUUUUUUAAAGUUAAACAACUGUAUAAGACAAGAGAAAUAAACAUUAACAUUGUA